Lachancea meyersii CBS 8951 is the source of this 555-nucleotide messenger RNA. The record is from the annotation of a GenBank genome assembly. Lineage: Eukaryota; Fungi; Ascomycota; Saccharomycetes; Saccharomycetales; Saccharomycetaceae.
AUGUUACGCGCUACAAGCCUGCGAGCGUCUGUACGGGCCAUGACUCCGGCGUCUGCCCGCUUUCCGCUUCUCAAAAUGACCACUUUGGCCGUUUUUACACGGCCUUUCAGUGUUUCCCGAUUCCAACACAACGAGGCGCCCAAAGGCCCACCUGUGGCCUCCAAGACGGCUGCCAUCAAGACAGACAAGCCUGCGAUGAUGAUCGCAUUCACCUGUAAAAAGUGCAACACGCGUUCAUCGCACACCAUGUCGAAACAGGCGUACACGAAGGGCACGGUUCUAAUCCAGUGUCCGGGCUGUAAGAGCAGACAUCUGAUUGCAGACCAUCUCAAAAUUUUCUCGGACUCGAGCAUCACUGUGCAGGAUAUCUUGGGCGCGAAGGGCGAGUCCGUGGCGCUGACCACGGACGAUCUGGCGUUUGAAGAUAUCCCAGAAAAACUACGCGACACGAUCGGCCACCACGCCAAGGACGCUCCGAAAAAGACGCAGCAAAAGCACAACGCAGACGCGCACACCGCACACGCCUUGCCUGCCAACAACAAUCACCAGCACUAG